AACGCUGAGGGAGCGCUCGACGGAGGGCAAUGUCUAUGGUGAAUGUAGUUCAGCUGGAGUUAAACCAGAAACUGGAUCCAGACGAUUGUGAGGGAUUUGACAGCUUUGCACAUACUACAGUAUCAGUCAGUGUUCAUAGAUAAUACUGAUAUUAUGUGUUGUGUUACUGCAUAAAGCGCACAAACAGAUCAGCAGUGCGUGUUUUGAAUUGUAAGUGCGCAAUAAGCUCUGCUCAGCUCGCAGAUGCGUCCUAGAGCGCGAGACCGCAGACGCCACUUUCUGCAGUGUUUUAACAUCAGCUAACAGUGUCUUUGACUGACUUUCCAGUGCAAAACAUUAAUAAACGAAAAUGUCUAUGGAGUUAGAUGUGUUUGUGGGGAACACCACUGUCCUGGAUGAAGAUGUGUACCAGCUGUGGUUGGAUGGACAAACAGUCACAGAUGCGGUGAGAAUACGGAUUGAAGCAGGUGCCUUGCAGGAGUGUGAAGCCAAUGCAGAAGUUCUUCUUAGCGACACCAUGGACCAGUUCAGAACAUUCCAGAUGUGCGAGCGACUCCUCCAGUCCCCUUCUAAAGUGGCCAAUCAGCUUCUGUUCCAGAUCCCUCCUCACCGUCAAACCAUGCUUAUCGAGAGGGAGGUGCUGGGUAAGAAACUCUCCAAAGGGACCAAAAAAGACUUGGACGACAUCGGUUCAAAGACUGGGAUUGUGCUCAAGAGCUGUCGUCGACAGUUUGACAAUUUCAAGCGCGUGUUUAAAGUGGUGGAAGAGCUAAAAGGCCCCCUGGUGGAGAACAUACAGCGUCACUUUCUCCUGUCUGAUGUCCUGGCAAGGGACUAUGCUGCCAUUGUGUUCUUUGCUAACAGCCGUUUUGAGACAGGGAAGAGAAAGCUACAGUACUUGUCUUUCCAGGACUUUGCCUUUUGCGCUGGUCAGCUCAUCAGCUACUGGACUGUGGGAGCAGUUGACAACGUGGUGGAAAACAUGGAUGUUGAUCUAGAAAAAGAGUUUCUGCAUGACUUGAAAGACUUGAAAGUUUUGGUUAAUGAUAAGGACAUGCUGGACCAACACAAAAGCUUGGUAUGUGCACAGCUUAGAGGAAAAAUUAAAGUCUUUAGUGAGAUGGAGGCCAGUUUUAAGAACUUGUCAAGAGCUCUAGUUAACAUCGCGUCAAAACUCACACACACCAAAGAUGUCCGAGAUCUGUUCAUCGACCUUGUGGAGAAGUUUAUUGAACCGUGCCGGUCAGAUAAAUGGACAAUCGGAGAUCUCAGACUUUUCCUCACGCACUACAGCAGCUCUGUACACACGCUUGAGGCUUUCAGGCGUCAAGUAAUAUGGGACAGAUACAUGGGUGUCAUCAAAAGCUGCAUCCUGAAAAUGUACCAUGACUAGAACGUAUUUCCAUCGCUGGUGUCCAGUUAGCUUGACAAAUCUUUCUUCAAACCUUUAACAAGCCAGUCACCCUCUCAUUUAUAAAUCUUGCUACCUCAGUUCCCUUUGUAUAUUAAAGUAUUCUUAUACAGUAGGUUUAAUUUAAGUAAUAAAAAGGUGUUGUCCACAAAUCUGCCCUGUU
Messenger RNA from Onychostoma macrolepis, 1574 nucleotides. Its product is annotated as acidic fibroblast growth factor intracellular-binding protein B. Gene Ontology annotation, biological process: platelet aggregation. Gene Ontology annotation, molecular function: fibroblast growth factor binding. Gene Ontology annotation, cellular component: nucleus. The transcript is spliced from 11 exons. The record is from RefSeq and is a predicted model, not a curated record. The coding region runs from base 350 to 1393 and encodes 347 amino acids. NCBI's taxonomy places the organism in Eukaryota, Metazoa, Chordata, Actinopteri, Cypriniformes, Cyprinidae.